GAACCCCCCCACCCUGUGCGCCCCGCAAGCAAGCCCGCAAAGAGACAACCAGGGAACCCCGAGGACGACGCCCGCCCUUAGUUAAAAGUUAGAAAUUCGAGAGCUCACCAAAUUUUGGAAAAGAGCCACAAGUGCGAAUUUGCUUUAAAGUAGUGAGCAGGAAAAAAGGAAAGAAUUCCAAGACCUCAGGUUGGAGAAUGACGUCGAUGGAACAGACCGAGACGAGUGUACGGAGCUUGAAUGAUAUUAAUUUGGAGGAGAUGGCGUUGAGGCAGCAACAACAGAAUAUAUAUGUACCGGAGGACCAGGUCCAGGACCAGGGCCAGGGCCAGGACCAGGGCCAGGACCAGCGUCAGCUGGGCCAGGGCCACCAAACUUGUAGUGAACAGCAGUACGGUCAACAACACGUUGGUCAGCAUGUUGGUCAACAUGUUGGUCAACAGGACCUGACGGUCCAGCUGACAGUGCAGGUUAGAGACACCACCACCAAAGGUAAAUACACCCUCAAUGACUUUCAAAUCCUUCGUACCUUGGGAACAGGCUCGUUUGGUAGAGUGCACUUGGCAAGAUCAAUCCAUAACGGACGUUUCUAUGCCAUGAAAACCCUCAAGAAGGAACGAGUGGUCAACAUGAAGCAAGUGGAACAUACCAAUGAUGAACGUCGAAUGCUCAAGUUGGCACAACACCCCUUCAUCAUCCGUAUGUGGGGUACCUUCCAAGACUGUCGUAACCUCUUUAUGAUCAUGGACUAUAUAGAAGGUGGCGAACUCUUCCUGUUACUCCGGAAAUCACAACGCUUCCCGACACCAGUUGCCAAGUUCUAUGCAGCAGAAGUGUUUCUUGCCAUCGAGUACCUCCAUGGUCUAGACAUCAUCUACCGAGACCUCAAGCCAGAAAACAUCUUGUUGGACAAGAAUGGACACAUCAAGCUCACGGACUUUGGCUUUGCCAAGGAGGUGACCGACGUCACCUACACGUUGUGUGGGACCCCUGACUACAUCGCCCCCGAGGUUGUGGCCACCAAGCCAUACAACAAGUCUGUCGACUGGUGGUCAUUUGGCAUUCUCAUCUUUGAGAUGCUCACGGGUUACACCCCGUUCUACGACCCAACGCCCAUGAAGACCUACGAAAACAUCUUGAACGGGACCAUCACGUACCCGGACUACCUCCCGCCAGACGUGCUUGACUUGCUCCAGAAGUUGAUUGUCAAGGACUUGUCGAAACGGUUGGGGAACCUCCAGAACGGGUCCGACGACGUCAAGCAACACCCCUGGUUCAAGGAGGUCAUCUGGGAACGUUUACUUCUGCGCGACAUCGAGACCCCCUACGAACCCCCCAUCACCUCCGGUGUCGGGGACACCUCGCAGUUCGACCGCUACCCAGAAGACAAGGAGUUGGACUACGGCAUUGUUGGUGUACAGGACCCCUUUGGCGACCUUUUCCGCGAUUUCUAGGUCCUCGUCCAUCUCCCUCACCCCCGGUACGACGCACGGCACAGCACGGUGCAGAGACCCGCGGCGGGUCCAUUGGCAUCCCCGUGGGGACAGCAAGAGGCUCCGCUGGGCCCCUGCCCGGGGAGGGCCACUGGCGUGGGGCCUGGCUCCUCUACGAGGAGACCU
Molecule: messenger RNA, 1619 nt
Organism: [Candida] anglica
Lineage: Eukaryota; Fungi; Ascomycota; Pichiomycetes; Serinales; Debaryomycetaceae
Source: the annotation of a GenBank genome assembly